This is a messenger RNA of Schizophyllum commune H4-8, 726 nucleotides long. RefSeq lists its product as uncharacterized. The record is from RefSeq and is a predicted model, not a curated record. The transcript has a single exon. The coding region runs from base 119 to 511 and encodes 130 amino acids. NCBI's taxonomy places the organism in Eukaryota, Fungi, Basidiomycota, Agaricomycetes, Agaricales, Schizophyllaceae.
CAAGCUGCCGCCGUCCCGCCCUCCUUCGCCGCCUCCUGCUGGCACGACGGCCUCCGCUGCCGCGGAUGCCCGAGUCUUGGUGGAGCUAUUCAAGCUUCUUCCGCGACCCACGGAGAAAAUGGCAGCUGAUGCCGUAGACGAGGCGUUGAAGGGCUUGACCUCACUUGUACCUCUCCUCGAGACAGUGCAGGCCACUCCCCGCGCGAAGCUCGGCGUUCACGAGGCAGUUGACGACGAAUUCGAGCAGCAACUGGAGGACCAAACACAGGAGCUGCCAACGCUCCUUUGCCUGCCUAUUCUUCUGCACGCGUACGGAGGCAGCAGUGGGCCAUCGGUAGCUGAUAUCCUUGAGAUAUCCGAGGGCGAGUACCGGCGGGGUUGCCUCUCAGGCUUCGCUCGUGCGGAGGAGUGCGCGGACGCGGUGGGCGCGCGCGUGCUUGAAGUCAUCCGACGGGAUGCAGGCGUGCCGCGCGUCGUCGUCCAGUGGCUGGAAAGGGAGCUCAUGGAUUGAGCUUUCAGGAAAGAGGGCCGGACUGUGAGUCCUUCAAGUGCUAUUAUACUACGCUGGGUACAGCUUCACGACUAUUUAACCUCUGCGCACUUAUCCUUAUUCGUUCGUCGUGUCUUCACGCAGCACAGUCGCAUAUUGCACAUAUUCUCGAGUACGCUUGACUCAUGUAUGUAGGCGGGUAACACAAUAACAGCUUAGAGAGCACAUUCACUUCA